Messenger RNA from Zasmidium cellare ATCC 36951, 975 nucleotides. RefSeq lists its product as uncharacterized. The record is from RefSeq and is a predicted model, not a curated record. NCBI's taxonomy places the organism in Eukaryota, Fungi, Ascomycota, Dothideomycetes, Mycosphaerellales, Mycosphaerellaceae. The transcript has 3 exons. The coding region runs from base 1 to 975 and encodes 324 amino acids. Gene Ontology annotation, cellular component: intracellular anatomical structure; cytoplasm. Gene Ontology annotation, molecular function: transaldolase activity. Gene Ontology annotation, biological process: pentose-phosphate shunt; pentose-phosphate shunt, non-oxidative branch; carbohydrate metabolic process.
AUGUCUUCCUCCCUCGACCAGCUCAAGGCCACCGGCACCACCGUCGUCUGCGACUCUGGUGACUUCGCAACCAUUGGCAAAUACAAGCCUCAAGAUGCCACCACCAACCCCUCCCUGAUCCUUGCGGCCUCCAAGAAGCCAGAGUACGCCAAGCUCAUCGACCAGGCCGUUGAGUACGGAAAGAAGCAUGGCAGCAGCAUUGACGAGAAGAUCGAUGCGACUUUGGACAACUUGCUGGUGCAGUUCGGCAAGGAGAUCUUGAACAUCGUCCCAGGCCGUGUCUCCACCGAGGUGGACGCUGCACUGUCCUUCGACAAGAAGCGGUCAGUCGAGAAGGCAUUGCACAUCAUCGACCUUUACAAGGAGUCCGGCAUUGACAAGUCGCGUGUCUUGAUCAAGCUUGCCUCCACCUGGGAGGGUAUCCAGGCCGCCCACGAGCUCCAGACCAAGCACGGAAUCAACUGCAACCUGACCCUCAUGUUCUCCCUGGUCCAGGCCAUCGCCGCUGCUGAGGCCGGCGCCUUCCUCAUCUCUCCAUUCGUCGGCCGUAUCCUCGACUGGUACAAGGCCAACACUAAGCAGGAGUACACCAAGGAGAACGACCCCGGUGUCAAGUCCGUCCAGCAGAUCUUCAACUACUACAAGAAGUACGGCUACAACACCAUCGUCAUGGGUGCUUCUUUCCGCAACAUUGGCGAGAUCACUGAGCUCGCUGGCUGCGACUACCUCACCAUUGCACCAAACCUCCUCGAGCAGCUCUACAACUCCCAAGACUCCGUCCCACAGAAGCUCAAGGCCGACGACGCCAAGUCGCUCAGCAUUGAGAAGAAGAGCUACCUCAACGACGAGGCUGUCUUCCGCUUCGACUUCAACGAGGACACCAUGGCCGUGCACAAGCUGUCUGAGGGCAUCAGCAAGUUCGCCGCCGACGCAGUAACGCUCAAGGACAUUCUCCGACAAAAGCUCGGCGCUUAG